Molecule: messenger RNA, 856 nt
Organism: Amphimedon queenslandica
Lineage: Eukaryota; Metazoa; Porifera; Demospongiae; Haplosclerida; Niphatidae
Exons: 7
Coding region: 22-768 (248 amino acids)
Source: RefSeq, a predicted model, not a curated record
GAGACAUAGAGCAGCUACAGGAUGGAAGGAGAAGAUGUUGCUCUCCAAAUUGAAGGAUAUGGAGGUAGUGGAUACCAACCAGCCGAAUCCUUUGGAAUCAGUCCUUUACUGCAGACAGACCAUGAUGAAACCAGCAAUGAGGAAACGCGACUACAAAGACGGUAUAAUAAGCUAAAUCAGGAAGUUAUGCAGUUAGAAAGGGAAAUCAAUGAAUUGAAAGAAAUAGAAAACAAAGAAGAAAGAUACACCAGUGCCUCUCGUGAUGCUCGUAAGAUGUAUGGUGACAUUACACCUGGUGAUCAAACACAUCAAGACGUGAUACUGCUGUAUCAGAAUCAUUUCAAGAGUGCUUUCCGUAACAUGCCUAAAGAUCUCUAUCCUAAAGACCGGCCUCCUGAAGAUAAGGAUAAAUUUGAAAUAUGGCAGAUGUGUGGACACAUAUUUCAGGUGUGUUUUGAUGCAAUGAAGGAUGAUAUUAUUGCAACAAUGAAGAAAGGAAUGGAUGAUUCAUUUAAGAAAGAUUUCAAUGAUUCAGAAUGCAAACUGGACGAAAAUACAAGAGAUAUCUUUCGUGCCUUUAAAAUGAUAAUCUCACAAUUCAAUGCAGAAAAAGUGAAACAAAAAGUGAAGGAGAAGAUUCCACUAGAGCAAGAAGAGAUGUUUGAUUUUGUGUGGACUAUGAUCCAAACUCUUGAUCCAGUUGAUUAUGCAUCAUUCAUUGCUACAGGAGAACUUCAAGAUAGAAUCCAACUUCUUCGCAGACAAUAAACUUGAACUAUAUAAAUAUUACAUAGAUCUAGUGUCAACUGUAAUAUAUUACAUGAUUAGUUUUUCCAUUACUGAAGUUUUUUCAUUA